AUGGGUUCCUAUUACACUUCUCUACGAGAGAAGACACAGCAACACAGCCGAAGAGAAGACACAGCAACACAGCCGAAGAGACAGCAACACAGCCGAAGAGAAGACACAGCAACACAGCGGAAGAGAAGACACAGCAACACAGCAGAAGAGAAGAGACAGCAACACAGCCGAAGAGAAGACACAGCAACACAGCCGAAGAGAAGACACAGCAACACAGCCGAAGAGAAGACACAGCAACACAGCGGAAGAGAAGACACAGCAAACAGCCGAACAGACAGCAACACAGCCGAAGAGAAGAACACAGCAACACAGCCGAAGAGAAGACACAGCAACACAGCCGAAGAGAAGACACAGCAACACAGCCGAAUGAGAAGACACAGCAACACAGCCGAAGAGAAGACACAGCAACACAGCCGAAGAGAAGACACAGCAAACACAGCAGAAGAGAAGACACAGCAACACAGCCGAAGAGAAGAGACAGCAACACAGCCGAAGAGAAGACACAGCAACACAGCCGAAUAA
This is a messenger RNA of Pecten maximus, 522 nucleotides long. RefSeq names its product nucleolar protein 58-like. NCBI's taxonomy places the organism in Eukaryota, Metazoa, Mollusca, Bivalvia, Pectinida, Pectinidae. The transcript has 2 exons. Bases 1 to 522 code for a protein of 173 amino acids. The record is from RefSeq and is a predicted model, not a curated record.